CCUGGCCACAUUGCGACCGUACAUUUUUUUGUGUGUUUCGUGAAAAGAGCCGGAAAGCAGUUCGAAAAAUGAUGUGGAAGGCUCUACUAAUUGCCGUCCUGGCAUUUACCCACUGCCAGGCGGUCCUGGAAACGGAUGCUAACACCUUGGUUCUACUGGACAACCUGGCCAUCCGUGAAACCCACUCGAUUUUCUUCAAAUCGUUGCAAGAUCGUGGUUUCAAAUUGACAUACAAGUUGGCGGAUGACUCCAGUCUGCUGCUUUCGCGGUAUGGCGAGUAUCUGUACAAGAACGUGAUCAUCUUUGCCCCAAGUGUCGAGGAAUUCGGCGGAGACAUCAGCGUGGAAAGACUGGCUCAGUUUGUGGACGAUGGCGGUAAUGUUCUGGUGGCGGGUAGCGAGAAAUCCGGCGAUGCUCUGCGUGAAUUCGCCUCCGAAUGUGGCUUCGAACUGGACGAGGAGAACGCGGCGGUGAUUGACCAUCUGAAUUAUGAUGCCAGCGAUGCUGGAGACCACACCACCAUUCUUACUUCAGCCAAGAACCUUAUCCAGGCGGACACCAUAGUGGGCAAAGCAAACAGGAAAUCGGAUGCAGCUCCUCUGAUUUAUCGCGGCACUGGUCUUAUUGCCGACAAAGAGAAUCCAUUAGUCCUGAAAGUUCUCACUGCCGAAAGCAGCGCCUACAGCUACAACCCCGAUUCCAGUGUCACAGAUUAUCCACAUGCCGUGGGCCGCGGUACCCUGCUGAUUGCUGCCCUUCAGGCAAGGAACAACGCCCGUGUGGUCUUCUCCGGUUCACUGGUCUUCUUUUCCGACGAGAGCUUCACCACGGCGGUGCAGUACGCACAGAGUGGUGUCUUCCACAAGCAGGCCGGAAAUCGGGCUGUAGCCGAGUCCAUCAGCCAGUGGGUGUUUGGUGAAACCGGACGUCUUCGCGUCGGCUCCGUGCAGCACAACAAGGAAGGUGAACGCUUGCCACCUGAGCAGGCCUACACCAUCACCGAUCCCGUCGUCUACACCAUCGCCAUUGAGGAGCUAGUGGAUGGACAGUGGCGUGCCUUCAAAGCCAACGAUAUUCAGCUGGAGUUCGUCCGCAUCGAUCCUUUCGUGCGCACCUAUCUGAAGCAAACAAAGACCGGAGCCUACGAAGCCAAGUUUAAGAUCCCCGACGUCUAUGGAGUGUACCAAUUCAAGGUGGACUACGAUCGUGUUGGCUACACGCAUCUGUACAGUACUACCCAGGUGUCAGUGCGUCCCUUGGAGCACACCCAGUAUGAGCGAUUCAUUCCAAGCGCUUUUCCCUACUACACCAGCGCCUUCUCGAUGAUGAUCGGGGUGUUUGUUUUCUCCUUCGUUUUCCUGCACUUCAAGGACGAGCCCACUGGCAAGAGCUCCAAGGACGAUAAGAAGACGCAGUAGUUAUAGAGUUGCAUUUAUUAAAGUAAAUUGUGGUUCACAAAUCAUAAAAUUGUAAUCAUUUUCCAAAAUGAGUCAAUAAUCACUGAAUCAAUAAAUACGAUUGAGUCUUA
Messenger RNA from Drosophila ananassae, 1528 nucleotides. It is a transcript of the gene Ost48, whose product is annotated as dolichyl-diphosphooligosaccharide--protein glycosyltransferase 48 kDa subunit. Bases 69 to 1418 code for a protein of 449 amino acids. The transcript has 2 exons. NCBI's taxonomy places the organism in Eukaryota, Metazoa, Arthropoda, Insecta, Diptera, Drosophilidae. The record is from RefSeq and is a predicted model, not a curated record. Gene Ontology annotation, cellular component: oligosaccharyltransferase complex; endoplasmic reticulum membrane.